Suricata suricatta (meerkat) is the source of this 1537-nucleotide messenger RNA. It is a transcript of the gene BORCS7, whose product is annotated as BLOC-1 related complex subunit 7. The transcript is spliced from 5 exons. NCBI's taxonomy places the organism in Eukaryota, Metazoa, Chordata, Mammalia, Carnivora, Herpestidae. Bases 39 to 356 code for a protein of 105 amino acids. The record is from RefSeq and is a predicted model, not a curated record. Gene Ontology annotation, cellular component: BORC complex.
CGCCGUCGCUCGGGAGGAGGUGUUCGCUAGAUGAAGUGAUGGCGACUGGGACGCCAGAUUCGCAAGCGCGAUUUGGUCAGUCUGUGAAGGGGCUCCUCACAGAGAAGGUGAACACCUGUGGUACGGACGUCAUCGCGCUCACUAAGCAGGUGUUGAAGGGCUCGCGGAGCUCUGAGCUGCUAGGUCAGGCAGCUCGAAACAUGGUACUACAGGAAGACGCCAUCUUGCACUCAGAAGAUAGUUUAAGGAAAAUGGCAAUAAUAACAACACAUCUCCAGUACCAGCAAGAAGCUAUUCAGAAGAAUGUUGAGCAGUCUUCUGAUCUACAGGACCAGCUGAAUCAUCUGCUGAAAUAGUGCAGCUUGUAAGAUGGCGAACGCACUUCUUUCCCUGACGCUGAGAAGGAAAUCUUUUACUUAACCACUGUGCUAUGGGUUUUAUUUUCCAUUUUCUUCUCCAAAAGUUAAGUUAGAACAGAUUUGUGAUGGUGUACAGUUUCUCCUGAAAAGAAGCUAGGUGGUUGAAUUUUGGAAGUACUGCUUGAAGCAGAUAACCCGUGCUCUUAUUGAAUUUUUAAAUUGCUCUGUUUAGUUUUAUGUUAAAGCAAAAUUAAAAGAGGUCUUAGUUUUUCCCAUAGAACUUUUAUAUGUCGAGAGCCAUAUUAUCCAAAUAUGAUCCUUAAGCAAAUACUGAAUAAUGUUUUGAAUUCAGAAUUAGGGCUUCUAUUGUGAAACCAUAGGACUGAUUAAUAUUCUUUUUUAAAGACUUUUUUUCUUUUAAUCAUACAUUCAGAAAAUGUAUGUAUCACAAAAUAGUAAUAGGUAAUACCUGUUCUUUCCCUCCCGUUCCUUCUCCUCCCCUCCCCUCUCAGAGGAGAUACUUAUUUUAUUCAUUGUAGCAAGUUCCUGAAUGAAAAUUAGGCAAAUGGUAUAUCUGGCCAGCUGCAGUCUUUUCCUUGACCUGCAUUCCUAGAGUUUCUUUGUUGUUACUUUUGAUUAAUCGGCCUUGGGUUCAUUUAAAAAUUUUUCUAGCCAUCAGCAAACUCGUAAACAUUACUGCCAAAUGCAAAGACAGUUGAAUUACUGGGAAUGAAAUACUGGGAAUGUGGCGUAGGGUUGUGCCAUGGGAAAACCUUCUGUUUUCAGAUACUUACCCAUGUUUAUUUAAUUCAUCUUACUAAAAGGCAUUGCCUUUGACUGUCUUUGCUUGGUUUGAAUUUUAAAUGCACUCUAUCGUGUUCUAGUUAGUUCUUCACUAAGGAAUUGGGAGAAAGCUGACAUAGGAAAAUGGUGUCUUCACUGAAAGGAAAAAAAGCAAUUAAGAGUCCAAUUUAAUUCAUAUUGUGUAUCAUCAAGUCGACUAAUCAUAUUAGAUUGUAUUUAUCCCUCAUUAUACCUAUACACAUUAACUUAAGGUUAAAGAAAAAACUAGGUAUGAAAGAAUUCAGUUAUGUUAUUCAUUCUAUAAAUACUCAUUACAGUUAUUAAAUGUAAAUGGACUCAGUUCACCUUCAAAAAAAAAGGGUCACAAAUUUAUA